GCAUUGAAAUUUAAUUAUUAUACGCAAUAAAUAAUUAAAUUUCAAAAAUAAAUAAAUAAUGGGUGCUAAUAAAAUAAUGUCUGCUGAUCAUAAUUCUGAUAACACCCAUAAAUUAAUUAAUUGGAUAUCAAAAGUUAAAAGUAAAAAAAUCAAUUUAAAACAAAAACGUAAUAAUUUACGUAUCGAAGCGGUUUUAACACAUGCCUUAUUAAAGGCAGAACAUGAGCUACGUUUUAAACAACAAGAUCGCCUUAGGCGUUGGCGGACUUUGAACAAGAUGGCGUCGUCAAGGAUAGAUAAUUUACAUAACAAGAUAGCUGUUGAUAAAUCAAUUGUUUGGGACAGUUACAAUGAUUGUGAAGAGUUACAGAGUUUAGACAAUUUUUUAAAAGAAUUAAAAAACUUUCGACCUGUAAUUCGAUAGAAUAUUAAGACUUAUUUAUUUUUUUUUACACUGAAUGUACCUUAAAUAUUAAUUUUAUUUAAUAACUGUGAUAUUAUUAUGUUAUCUA
Molecule: messenger RNA, 512 nt
Organism: Chrysoperla carnea
Lineage: Eukaryota; Metazoa; Arthropoda; Insecta; Neuroptera; Chrysopidae
Exons: 1
Coding region: 59-424 (121 amino acids)
Source: RefSeq, a predicted model, not a curated record